Molecule: messenger RNA, 621 nt
Organism: Aspergillus affinis
Lineage: Eukaryota; Fungi; Ascomycota; Eurotiomycetes; Eurotiales; Aspergillaceae
Exons: 1
Biological process (GO): secondary metabolite biosynthetic process; amino acid activation for nonribosomal peptide biosynthetic process
Cellular component (GO): cytoplasm
Molecular function (GO): phosphopantetheine binding; catalytic activity
Source: RefSeq, a predicted model, not a curated record
GUGGAAAAACGGAUUGCCCCCGUGUCGCCGCCCGCAGGAUUCACACUGUCUAGUUUGCUGAAGGCCGCCUGGGCGAUGACUUUGGCCGAGACUUUUGCAUCGCCCGACCCAGCCACCGCACAAGCCAAUCCCGCAGUUGUCUUUGGGCAGGUUGUCCACGGCCGGGGGGUCGGCGUACCACACGAGGAUCGCAUCCUCGGACCAUGCAUCAGCAUCGUUCCGGUGCGAGUUAACAUUGACCACGCGGCUCCCCAGGUUGACCUUCUCCGCCAGAUUCAGCAGCAAAUGGUCGAGACCAUGCCCUACACCACUCUCGGCUUUGACGACAUCUGCGAGAACAGGACGACGUGGCCCAAGGGGACAAAACUGCCGAGUUUCCUCCGCAUCCGCAACUAUCAAUUCACGCCGCCUUGCUGGCUUGAAGGCGUCCCUUGCGAGGCCACCCACUAUGGCAUUCCCAAUAAGCCGUCCCCGUCGGCCAAUGUGCAUAUUGUUCCCUCGGCGACGGGGAUCCAUGUUGACAUUACGAUCUCGAGCCAUGUGCUGGGCCCAAAGCAGGUAGAAUUUCUUGUGGACCGGUUUUGUAGGACGAUCCAGUUGUUUGAUGCUGGUGCGAUCUGA